ACGCGCAGAUUGGUAAAAAGUCUGACCACUAACUGCGACUGCGCAGUGCAUAACAACAUGAGUGCGAACACGCAAGCAAUCAUUAUAUUUCUAUGAUUUUUAGAAGCAGGUAGAUAAACCACUUAUUUUACAAACAACAACUUGAAUAGUAAAAAUGUAAAUGGCGAUGCAGUGGUAUGCGUUUGGUUUCAAUGGAUUUAAUCAAAUAAUGUACAAAGAGGAGUGUGCUGGAGAAAGGAGCGACAACGUUAAAGUUAUAGCCCCUACAAAAAUCCGAUGCUGCAAGUCCCAAGGGAAACCUGUCACAAACAACGCACAGAGCUAUGUUGGGACAAAUACAAGACGAAUCAGAGCGAGUUGGAGUCGACGAGCGACACUACAUGAUGCUGAGGGGGAAGAUGGACGUGUAUGCUUGUCAGGUUUUGGGGAAGGGCCCCUUCACCAGGCUUGCUGUGGCAGUUGCCUGCAGGACAGCCGCGGGUGCAGAGAUGCAGACAUCAGUGAAGGUUUUUUGACCUUGGCUUUCUCAGACAGAGUGAAGUGCUGGGAUUUGAACCACAAUGACACAAAACCAGUUUGGAGCAUGGAGAUAAAGACUUCAGAUGAAGCAGGACAACAACUUGCCUUUCCGUUAGUUCCAGGAGGAUACAUAUCCUCUAAACCUCCAUUCUACCAUUCCCUCUCACCACAACUGCGGGCCCGGAGCCUUGUUGUGGGGACAGAGCAUGUCAUACUAUUAACUGCCUCAGGAGCUGUCUACACCUGGGGCUAUGGCAGCCACGGUCAGCUGGGUCAUGGAGAGUUGAGUGCUGAGGAGGAACCCAGAGCAGUGGAGGCAUUAUGGGGGCUGCCUAUGAGCAGCGUAGCUGCUGGGGGUUGGCACUCUGCCUGCAUCAGUGUUGGGGGUGAUCUGUAUGUGUGGGGCUGGAAUGAGAGCGGCCAGUUGGGUCUGCCAGCACAGGCACUGAGAGGAAAGAAGCAGAGGACCAGCCAAUACACAGGUGCUAGCACGUCCACAUGUGUGGAGACUGAAGAAGGAGAGAAGAGUGUGGAGGUGUUCAUAUCUAUCCAGGCUUUCCCUGGCCUGCUUGACAUCACAGAGUCAUGUGACAUCAGCAUGGUUAGCUGUGGGUCACGCCACACAGCAGCUGUUACAAGCACAGGUGAUCUCUACACUUGGGGCUGGGGUGAAUAUGGCCAGCUUGGAGAUGGGACUUUAAGGAGUUCAGACGAGCCAGGAAGGCUGGACUUCUUCAAAGACAAGGGUUUACAUGUGGUGGACAUAGUGUGUGGACCAUGGAAUACUUUUGUGGGUGUUAAAGAGGAAAGGACUCCCUCCUUAACAUCAAUAUAA
Molecule: messenger RNA, 1354 nt
Organism: Hypomesus transpacificus
Lineage: Eukaryota; Metazoa; Chordata; Actinopteri; Osmeriformes; Osmeridae
Product: RCC1 domain-containing protein 1-like
Exons: 8
Coding region: 161-1354 (397 amino acids)
Source: RefSeq, a predicted model, not a curated record